Saxophila tyrrhenica is the source of this 1650-nucleotide messenger RNA. It is a transcript of the gene CCT3, whose product is annotated as T-complex protein 1 subunit gamma. NCBI's taxonomy places the organism in Eukaryota, Fungi, Ascomycota, Dothideomycetes, Mycosphaerellales, Extremaceae. The record is from RefSeq and is a predicted model, not a curated record. The transcript is spliced from 2 exons. Gene Ontology annotation, biological process: protein folding. Gene Ontology annotation, cellular component: chaperonin-containing T-complex. The coding region runs from base 1 to 1650 and encodes 549 amino acids. Gene Ontology annotation, molecular function: ATP hydrolysis activity; ATP-dependent protein folding chaperone; ATP binding.
AUGCAGGCUCCGGUGGUGGUGAUGAACACGCAGAAUGGCGACAGACAAACAGGAAGACAAGCGCAACUAUCCAACAUCACAGCCGCAAAGACGGUAGCAGACAUCAUCAGGUCAUGUCUUGGACCAAAGGCCAUGCUAAAGAUGCUGCUGGAUCCGAUGGGAGGGAUCGUGCUCACAAACGACGGCCACGCCAUAUUACGAGAGAUUGAGGUGGCACAUCCGGCGGCAAAGAGCAUGAUCGAACUGGCGAGAACACAGGACGAGGAAGUGGGAGACGGCACAACCACGGUCAUUAUUCUUGCUGGCGAGAUUCUGGCUCUCAGUCUACCGCAGCUGGACAGGCACAUUCACCCGGUCGUCAUAAUAUCAGCCUUCAAGCGAGCACUGAGCGAUGCGCUGGAAAUCAUCCAGGACGUCAGCAUCCCGGUCAACAUCAACAACGACGAAGUUAUGAAGAACCUCAUCUCCACCUCAAUCGGCACAAAGUUCACCUCCAGGUAUAGCGACCUGAUGUGCGAGCUCGCGUUGACGGCGGUACGGACAGUCAGCCAUGAUGCGGGUGGUGGCAAGAAAGAAGUCGACAUCAAGCGGUAUGCGCGUGUGGAGAAGGUGCCAGGCGGCGAGAUCGAAGACAGCUCGGUACUGGACGGCGUCAUGUUGAACAAGGACAUCACACAUCCCAAGAUGCGACGACGGAUAGAGAACCCACGCAUUGUCCUCCUCGACUGCACCCUCGAGUACAAGAAGGGCGAAUCGGCGACCAACAUCGAAAUCAGCAAAGAAGAAGACUGGAAUCGCAUCCUCCAAAUCGAAGAAGAGCAAGUCCGUGCCAUGUGCGACGCCAUUAUCGCGGUCAAACCAGACCUCGUCAUUACGGAAAAGGGCGUCAGCGACCUCGCCCAGCACUUCCUUCUGAAAGCCAACAUUACCGCCCUUCGCCGUGUGCGAAAGACCGACAACAACCGCGUCGCCCGUGCCACCGGCGCCACCAUUGUCAAUUCCGUCUACGACCUCACCGAGCGCGAUGUUGGCACCCAAUGCGGUCUCUUCGAGAUCAGCAAGAUUGGCGACGAGUACUUCACCUUCCUCACCAAAUGCCGUACGCCCAAAGCCUGCACCAUUCUAUUGCGAGGCCCUUCGAAAGACAUUCUAAACGAGAUCGACCGCAACCUUCUGGACGCCAUGAGCGUCGCGCGAAACGUCAUCUUCCACCCCUACCUCUCUCCCGGCGGCGGAGCGACCGAGAUGGCCGUCUCCGUCCGCCUCGCCCAGAAAGCGAAGAGCAUCGAAGGCGUACAGCAGUGGCCCUACCGCGCCAUCGCCGAAGCCAUGGAAGUCAUCCCUCGCACUCUCAUCCAGAACGCCGGCAACUCACCGAUCCGCGAGCUCACCAACCUCCGCGCCAAGCACGCCGAGGACGCAUCUGCUGGCAAAGGUGGCAAGGAGGGAGGUGCGACGUGGGGUAUCGAUGGGGAUGCUGGAAAGGUGGUGGAUAUGAAGUCGUUUGGGAUCUGGGAGCCGCAGGCGAUUAAGCUGCAGAGUGUGAAGACGGCGGUGGAGAGCGCGUGUUUGCUGUUAAGGGUGGAUGAUAUUGUGGGGGCGAAGAGUGCGAAGCAGGGUGGUGGUGGAGGUGGAGGCGAUGAGGAUUAG